GUCUGCAAGGGUUGUCUCGCCCAGGUGGUGGACAUGGGGAGGGCACAGCGCCGUCAGCAUGAGGCUGCCGCGGACAAUGUGCAAUACACAUUCAGGGCCCGCUCCCCUGUCUAUCGGUACCUGGUUGUUGACUAGAAGGUUGACAACAAGGGGGUCAUGAUGCUCUGUUGCACGUUUUGCAACAAAGUUUUCCAAGGGACCCAAUUUCAGGCCACGAGGCACUUCUCGCAGACAAACUACUGCAAGGACGUCAGCGACGAGGCGUUGUACGAGAUUGCUCGACGGACUCAACAAAAGUUCGAGGCCGAUCAGAUGGAGAGGGUUGCCCGGUAUGCAGUGGAGCACGGACUCGAUGUGCCCGACACGGGUGGUGCAAGGGGAGGAGAGGCGGGGCAGCGUCCGACGGAGGGAGGGGUCGGGGGAGAUGGUGGGCAUGGUGCGGCAGACCCCACUUUGGGUGGUGGAGGUGGUGAGACGGAGGAGGGCGUGAUCCAUGUAGAUCGCGAGGCGCGUGGCCCGGGUGAGGAGGGAGUCCCGGAACGGGAGGACGUGCCAAAGUUUUAUCCAGGCACUGGGGGGAGGUUGGAGGACUGGCGGAGGCGAGCAGGCAAGAGAGCUGCAACGGAGGGGUCUUCCAAGAGGAAGGAAGGAGGAAGUGAUCCGGCUGCCACCCCAGCAGGGAAGAGGCUUCGCCACGGGGUCUCCUUCAAUGCCUUCCGCAACCAGGCGUGGAAGGCAUAUCAACACGUGCUUCUUAAGCAGCCUGGCAGUUCCGCGCGCGCAGUGCUCCCCAACCACUACAAGAUUGCGAGUAUGGGGGCGGUGGAGACCCACCGUGUGGAGUUGGCAGAGGAGUUGGAGGAGGUGAGGCAGCCAUUCAGGGUGACUGGUGCCACCCUCCUCUCCGAUGGGAGGAAAUCACGAGACGGGAGGCCGAUCGUGAAUUUCCUUGCUGCUGGCUCUCGAGGGGUCGUCGUGUACACGACGAUCAAUCGAGAGGGCGAGGCGAACGAUGCAGUGCACGUCCUUCAGAGAUGGGUUACCAUCUUCCACAAGUUUAGAUUCGGCCGGCCACAGCGGAUCAAUACGAUAUGCACUGACUCCGCUUCUGCCUAUGUAGAGUGGUACGAUGCUUGGCUUGUAGGGCAAACCAAGAGGUACAUUCUGACGCAGACGGGAUUUGAGUUGGAGGGUGCGGAGUACAUCCUUGCAUGUCGGCGGUUUGAGGAUUUCCACAUUCAGCAGGGCAGGUUCGGGGAUUGGGGCAGGCCGGAGGGGCGUGCUCGUGGGCGCGCGUGCAGCGACGACAGCGAGACAAUUGAGUGCGCGUCUUGGUGGUCUCAGUUCGGGACGGGCGUGCCAGAGUUGCAGCGUUGCGCUCUUCGGGUGAUGCACAUGUGGUCUUGCGCCUCUCCAGCGGAGAGGAACUGGGCAGUCCACGAGGGCAUUCACACGAAAAAGCGCAACCAGUUGGCCUUCGAGAAGGUCGUGCAACUCGUUGAGAUCACCGCAAAUGUGCGGUUGACUGAGUAUCGGCAGGCUGGAUGCAGUUAUGUGUUGCCAUGGCAGCGGGACGAGGGCAUGCUGGAUUGCCAGGCAGGACUCGAGUUGGAGCCUGUGCGCUCGGGGACUCGCAGGGGGAUGACGGAGGAGGAGAUUGUCCGUCAGGUUGCACUUAUUACCCGGGAUCCCAUCGGGGCGUCCGCACCACCCUCGGCUGAUGCCGUUUUCGAUAGACGUGCUUGCAUUUUUCGUCCCUACCCCAGGGAGGACGACUCAGACGGGGAGCCGAUACCCGAGGCGGCAGAUGACCCUGCGCUCUGCAUUCCCCGGGAGAUCGACGAGAUGCACGAGGAUCCCGACUCCGAGGAGACGAGGGCAAACACUGCACGACGGGGGGCGGACCGGGUGGAGAGGGAGAUGCUGGGGGGAGACGAGGACUUUUGGGGCCCAUUCGGUGAGGUCGCUUCCACGGGCGGCCCAGAGGCGCACGCGACGACCCCCACUCCGACGAGGCGGGAUUCGUCUAUGCCGCCACCUCCUGCUCCGAGUCCUGCACCACCAUCGCUUGUCUCGCCACUUCAGCCGGACAGGGAGGAGUUGGGGUCCUCUUUGCCUCAGCGCGGCCUUCUCCAUAGAGGCGGGACAGUCCGCCAGCUUAGGUUACGAUCACCUUCCCCGGGGAUAUUGCAGGAGGAGGGGGCACCUUCGGCAGCAGCAGUGGAGAGUUCGGUGACACCAGCAGCGGUGCCGGACGCGACGAUCUCAGCCGCGCUGGAGGAGAUAGCAGCAGCAGCAGUGCUGGAGGAGAUGGCAACAUCAGUGCUGGAGGAGGCUCCACCAGUGGCAGGAGGAGGUGCAGUAGUGGAGGGGCCGGUGGCAGCAGCAGGAGGAGAAGGUGGAGGAGCAACAGCAGUGGAGGUUGAGGUGGCAGCAGCAGUGGAGGAGGAGGAGGCACCGUUGGCAGCUGCAGUGGAGGAGGAGAUAGCCGCACAGGCCGAGGCGUUCGCACGGGCCGUAGAGGAGGCCAGGCGUCGAAAGAUAAGAGGGGGUUGUGUGCAGGGUGGGGUGGUGGCGGGGGAGGACGUUGCGGAGGGAGUGGCAGCUGAGCCGGUACCCGAGGCUAUCCCGGGUGGAGCAGAGGUAGCGGACGUUGUUGUGGAGGGACGGCCUCAGUCGGUGGAUGAGGCUAUGCAGGCAGGACAACGGCGAGUCGAGGGGGCUAUAGAUGCACAGCGCGAGGUCCAGGAGACAGCGACGGGUACAGUCAUUCUGUUCUCCGGCUUGCACUUGGCUCAGGCCCGACAGCCGCAGCCGGUUCAGAUGGCAGUGCAUGGUGUGCCACCGCCCGUUAUCACGGAUUUGGGGUCCGAGCCGGUGGUUGUGCCCCCACGUCUUCCUAGCCACUUUGCUCCGCAGGAGGUCCGUCGUCCUUUGGAUGCAGAGGAGUUGGCGAGAGAGGCUGUGCGCAAUGUUACUCGCUUGGACCGGCGGAUCUUCAACCGGAGGCUCGAGCAUCCACCAUGGCAGACGAUCCCUUUGGUUCCAUGGGGUCCUGCAUCGCCCGUGUGGUCUGGGUCUACCUCCACCAAAGGACAUACCGCGGGACAUGUUCCAGGGAUUUCGGGUGGCGUGACGGAGACAGCGCCACACACAGGAGACAUGCCACCCCCUCCUCCCAGAGCACCUGCAGGUGAUCCAUCAUCGUCGCCUACAGGAAGAGGUUCUCGAUCCCCACACACACCUGGGAGAUCUAGGAUUCGUGACACGACAUCAGUUCAGCAGGACGUGUGUGACACGACGAUAUUCGGGAGGACAUAUAUAGAUUUGGAUUCCACCCGCCGUGUCACGGAGCACACUGCACGCCUUGAGCUGGGCUUGGGAGGAGGAGGCGCUAGGACGACCAUGACGAAGGAGGUACUGGCAUCAGGUUGUGAGCCUCAGCGAGGUCGUGGCAAAGGAGUGUCUACCGAGACCUUGGAGUACGCUCUAAGAGCAGCGACGCGUGCCGUGCAGGAGAAGACUCCACGCAAGCGUGGAGUGCCUCCUCGUCCACCCCCUGUGCCUGCAGAGGGAGGCGCAGUACUUGGAGAGAGUUCGAGGGCGGAGGGGUUGGGGAUGCCUCGUGGAUCCCGCCGUGAGCAGACCAUUGCAGAGGCUAGUGCGAGGGUUGUUGUGUUGAGGAAGGGAGGAGGCCCAAUCACCAUCGAGGAGGAUGAUCCUGAUACGGAUGCGUCUGUGGGGGAUGCGGACGAGGACUACGAGGGCGAAGAGGGGGGAGAGGAGGAUAGCAGGAGCGGUUCUGAUGGUGACGACGACGACGACUACGAUGAGCCCCCACCUUCCCCAGGACCCCCACCGACGCAUGCAUCUAGACGCUCCGCUCCACGGACUUCUUCAUCUUCAUGAGGGAGGAAGAGGUCGACAUCCAGCACUCGAG
Messenger RNA from Chara braunii, 3940 nucleotides. The record is from the annotation of a GenBank genome assembly. Lineage: Eukaryota; Viridiplantae; Streptophyta; Charophyceae; Charales; Characeae.